AUGUCGUCCCUCGAAGACCUCGGCGACGUCAACAGGCGGGAUCAGGACGACAAGAAGAAGGACGACGGCAACAAGGAUAAGGACCGCCAGGCCACUGUCGCUGAUGCCAAUGACGAUGCCGACAUGGAGGAUGCCGAGCACGAGGAGGACGUUCUCGACGACGAGAUUCUGGGCCUCAGCACCCAGGACAUCCAGACCCGCAAACGCCUGUUGGAGAACGACUCUAGGAUUAUGCGCAGUGAGGUGCAGCACUUGACGCACGAGAAGGCGACCAUGGGCGAGAAGAUUAAGGAGAACAACGACAAGAUUGCCAACAACAGGCAAUUACCGUAUCUCGUCGGCAACGUUGUCGAGCUCCUGGAUCUCGACCCCACAGCAGAGUCCUCCGAAGAGGGCGCCAACAUUGACCUCGACGCCACGCGCGUCGGCAAGUCCGCCGUAAUCAAGACGUCCACACGACAGACCAUCUUCCUGCCGCUGAUCGGCCUUGUCGAUCCCGCAACCCUGAAGCCUGGCGACCUUAUUGGUGUCAACAAGGACUCGUACCUCAUUCUCGACACACUCCCUGCCGAGUACGACAGCCGUGUCAAGGCCAUGGAGGUUGACGAGAAGCCGACGGAGAAGUACACCGAUGUUGGUGGUCUGGACAAGCAGAUUGAGGAGCUCGUCGAGGCCAUUGUGUGGCCGAUGAAGGAGGCUGACCGUUUCAAGAAGAUUGGCAUCAAGGCCCCCAAGGGUGCUCUGAUGUACGGACCUCCCGGAACCGGCAAGACGCUGCUCGCGCGAGCUUGCGCCGCUCAGACGGACGCCACGUUCCUCAAGCUAGCCGGCCCCCAGCUGGUGCAGAUGUUCAUUGGUGACGGUGCGAAGCUGGUGCGCGACUGCUUUGCUCUGGCCAAGGAGAAGGCGCCUGCGAUUAUCUUCAUCGACGAGUUGGACGCCGUCGGCACGAAGCGAUUCGACAGCGAGAAGAGUGGUGAUCGUGAGGUGCAGCGAACCAUGUUGGAGCUCCUCAACCAGCUGGACGGUUUCGCGUCGGACGACCGCAUCAAGGUGCUCGCAGCGACGAACCGUGUGGACGUGCUCGACCCCGCGCUGCUACGUUCUGGCCGUCUCGAUCGCAAGAUUGAAUUCCCGCUGCCAAACGAGGAGGCCCGCGCUCAGAUUCUCAAGAUCCACUCACGCAAGAUGAGGGUGGACCCUGCCGUCAACUGGGACGAGCUGGCGCGCAGCACUGACGAGUUUGGUGGUGCCAUGCUCAAGGCGGUGUGCGUUGAGGCGGGUAUGAUUGCGCUGCGAGGUGGCAAAGAAAAGAUUGGCCACGAGCACUACGUCGAUGCCAUUGCGGAGGUUCAAGCGAAGAAGAAGGAUACUGUCAACUUUUACGCUUAG
Molecule: messenger RNA, 1392 nt
Organism: Verticillium dahliae VdLs.17
Lineage: Eukaryota; Fungi; Ascomycota; Sordariomycetes; Glomerellales; Plectosphaerellaceae
Product: 26S protease regulatory subunit 6A
Exons: 4
Coding region: 1-1392 (463 amino acids)
Biological process (GO): proteasome-mediated ubiquitin-dependent protein catabolic process
Cellular component (GO): proteasome regulatory particle, base subcomplex
Molecular function (GO): ATP hydrolysis activity; ATP binding; proteasome-activating activity
Source: RefSeq, a predicted model, not a curated record